Molecule: messenger RNA, 312 nt
Organism: Staurois parvus
Lineage: Eukaryota; Metazoa; Chordata; Amphibia; Anura; Ranidae
Source: the annotation of a GenBank genome assembly
AUCCGUGUGGCCCAGAAGUGCCAGCUGUCAGUGUCCAUCAGUGCCAGCUGUCAGUGCUCAUCAGUGCCACGUGCCAGUGCCCAUCAGUGCCACAUCAAUGCCACAUAUCAGUGCCUACCAGUGCACAUCAAUGCCACAUAUCAGUGCCCAUCUGAGCUGCCUUUCAGUGUCACCCAUCAGUGCCAGUCAGUGCCAACUGUCACAAUCGUGCCUAUCAAUGCCAAUCAGUGCCACCUAACAGGGCUGCCAAUCAGUGCCGCCUAUCAGUGUGCAUCAGUGCCGCCUAUCAAUGCCCAUCAGUGCCACCUAUCA